Molecule: messenger RNA, 521 nt
Organism: Culex quinquefasciatus (southern house mosquito)
Lineage: Eukaryota; Metazoa; Arthropoda; Insecta; Diptera; Culicidae
Exons: 2
Coding region: 113-475 (120 amino acids)
Source: RefSeq, a predicted model, not a curated record
GUCCGAUCCUCGAAAACGAACCUAUCAAACCGCCUUGCUUCAAUCCCAGAACUAUCAUUUAACAUUGAGCUGUGAACAACACCGGAAACCUCUUUCAGCAUCGCCCCCCAAAAUGACCACUUCACGAUUCUGUCUGGCCGUUUGCCUUACCGUGGCCGUCGUUUUGGCCCUGGUGUCCGGCGCCCAAAGUGAGCCCAGCAAAGCCCUGCCAACGUUGAACGGCAUCAAAGGGAUGCGGGCGGCGUCCGACCUCGCGGACAACCCGGCGACCCGGCUGGCGGCGGCCAUUGCAGCAGCCAAGGCCGCCAAGGAUCCGGCAGCCCUGAUGAACGUCCUGUACCUCUGCGCCAACGUGCUGUCCGUGUUGAUCUACAACCCGCCCAACUAUCUGCUCUUCGAUCAGCUGGAUUCGUUCUUCUACAUUAGCGAGCUGCUGCCCCAGGAGUACCAACUGAACUAUGUCAAACGGAUGUAAGCGAUGAAUAAAAUGUAGAAAAAAGAUGUUGAUGAAAUGGCUACAA